Molecule: messenger RNA, 3198 nt
Organism: Danio rerio (zebrafish)
Lineage: Eukaryota; Metazoa; Chordata; Actinopteri; Cypriniformes; Danionidae
Source: RefSeq, a predicted model, not a curated record
AAACCAGGCUACAACAAGAACACACAUGACAGCGCGUAGAAACAUGACCGCCGUCUCGAGAUUUGUCAAGUCUCUAACAGGACAGGUGGGCGUCAGGUCGCAGAGCACCGUCGCGAUGGACAUAUCCAUGUAUUUAGGCUGCUCUCUGGGAGCUGCUCUUGGAGGUGUGAUCUUUGCAUCCUAUAAACUGGGCUUACUUUACCAGCUCUUUCAUAAGACAGAGAGACAGAGUCCUCGACAUGGAGGAGAGAGUGUGGCAGAGGUUUUGCGUUCUCACGGUGUCAAAUUCGUCUUCACUUUGGUGGGAGGACACAUCUCGCCCAUCCUGGUGGCCUGUGAGAAGCUAGGCAUCCGCAUCGUCGACACCCGCCACGAGGCCACAGCUGUGUUUGCUGCUGAUGCCGUAGCGAGACUUUCUGGUACAGUUGGAGUGGCUGCGGUGACAGCAGGCCCGGGUUUGACCAACACAGUGACCGCAGUAAAGAACGCUCAGAUGGCUGAAUCACCUCUGCUUCUGAUUGGUGGAGCUGCUGCGACUCUCCUGCAGGGUAGAGGUGCACUCCAGGAUAUCGACCAGAUGUCUCUCUUCAAGCCUCUCUGUAAGUUCUGUGCAUCAGUGAGGACUGUGAGAGAAAUAGUUCCCACUGUUAGAAAAGCCCUGGCCAUCGCACAGUCUGGAACACCAGGCCCAGUGUUUAUAGAGUUUCCCAUAGACACACUGUACCCGUAUCAUGUGGUGGAAAAAGAGUUUGCCCCCAAAAACACUCCCAAAGGCCUGAUGGGGAAAAUCAUUGCAUGGUAUCUCAAAAAUCAUUUAUCAAACUUAUUUGCUGGAGCCUGGGAGAGCCGAGAUCUGUCACCCCUUCCUGUUCACAUCCCUCACGCCACAGACGAUCAGGUCCAAAGGUGUGUGGAACUGGUGAGCAGAGCCAAGAAGCCUGUCAUAUUGUUAGGCAGUCAGGCAACUUUACCCCCAACACCAGCCGAUGAUAUCAGAAAAGCUUUAGAGUCUUUAGGCAUUCCCUGCUUUUUGGGUGGGAUGUCCCGAGGGUUGCUGGGAAAGAACAGUCCACUGCACAUCAGACAGAACAGAAGAGACGCAUUAAAAGAUGCCGACCUCGUCCUGCUGGCAGGCACGGUGUGUGACUUCAGACUAAGUUAUGGACGAGUGCUGAACAGACGGAGCAAGAUCAUCGCAGUGAACAGAGACAAAAGUCAGCUACUGAAGAACUCCGACAUGUUCUGGAAGCCAACAGUGGCCAUUCAAGGUGAUGCUGGUUCAUUUCUCCUGAAUCUUUCGAAAGCCCUAAAAGGACACAGAUGCCCAGAGGAAUGGCCGCAGAGCCUGAAAGAGGGAGAUAAUGUCAAAGAGAAAGCUAACAGAGCGAAAGCAGAUGAGAAGACCGAGAGGCAUUUGAAUCCUCUGAGUGUUUUGCACCGUGUGGAUGAGCUUUUGGCUGAGGACAGCAUCAUAGUGGCUGAUGGGGGGGAUUUCGUGGGCAGCGCUGCAUAUAUCAUGAGACCCCGCGGCCCGCUCUGCUGGCUGGACCCAGGGGCUUUUGGGACUCUGGGUGUUGGAGGAGGAUUUGCUCUGGGAGCAAAGCUUUGUCGACCUGAGUCUGAGGUAUGGAUUGUUUAUGGCGACGGUUCUCUCGGAUAUACAGUGGCUGAAUUUGAUACCUUUACACGCCACAAGACCCCAGUGAUUGCUCUGGUGGGAAACGACGCCUGCUGGAGUCAGAUCUCCAGAGAACAAGUGCCUAUGCUCGGCAGCAACGUCGCCUGCGGUCUUGCCUUUACAGAUUACCAUGUUGUAGCUGAUGGUUACGGGGGGAAAGGUUAUCUUAUUGGCCGAGAGGAUGAGUCGCAGCUUGAAGACAUCAUUAAGAAGGCGCAGAAGGAGUGCAAAGAGGGAAAAGCCGUUCUGCUCAACGUCCUAAUCGGAAAGACCAACUUUAGGGAAGGUUCAAUCUCAGUUUAGUGUGCAAUAUUCUGCCUAGAUACCCAAAGUUUUUCUUGUGUUCGGAAUAUACCACAAGAUCCUCCCUUUAAUAUGAAAUUUUGGAUACAGCUGAUUUGAAAAGAGAGCGAAGCAACAAUUAGACGCUCAUGAAAAGUCAUUUUUGUGACUAAUCUGAAUUAUAUGUCAUCCCAAAACCAAAAUAAAUAGCAAUUUAAUUGAAAUCAACGAUGAUAAUUGUCCUCAGCCCAUUAUUAUUAUUAUUAACGUAAAACCAAAAAGGGAGAUGAUAGUUAAAUUAUUUUAUUUGUAUUUAAUCACACUAUGGUAAUAUUUGAUGCGCUCUAUUCGAAUUGAUAACACAAAUAUUGUAUGUAUAUAAAGUUAUAUAUUCAAUUUGUUUUGAUUUGGGCUGAAAUAUGAGCUUGAUGUGUAUUUGAAAUAAUGAAAGUACUUUCUCGUUCAGCGGAAAAGGAGCAAACACAGUGCCUUUACUCUGUAUAUUUGCAUUUGUACUGUAAAAUCAGAAAGCAUUUUAAGAUUUAAGCCGUGGCGGUCGAGUAAAUAUGGACUAAAAUGAUUAUUUUAAAGCACAUAUCACCACUUGAUUACAUAAUAAUGCUGUUGAAGGGUAAAGUGCCUGUAAUUACUGAAUGUGAAACUGAGAAACGGAGGUUUGAUAGGAAGAACUCUGUCUGCAGUUAUUGUGAACAAUAAUGAACUAAAUAAGUUUGAUACAAUGCAAGAAAUGCUUUUCUUACUUAGACUUUUUGUCUUGUUUCUUGUCCCAAUAUCAUACAAGUCUUAAAUCAAGAAGCAUUUUCUAGACAAGCAUAAAAGAUUGUCUUGUUUUUAAAAAUAAUAUCAAAAUUAAGUAUUUUCCCUUUUAACAAGCAAAAUAUCCAUCUGCCAAUAAGAUAAGAAAAAUUAUCUUGUUUUUGCUUUGAAAUAAGAUUUUACUUGCCCCACUGGCAGAUUAUCUUGCUUGUUUUGAGGAAAAGGCUUCAUGGUUCAAGAUAUUUGGGUUAGAAACAAGACAAAAAUUCUAAGUUAGAAAGGCAUUUUUAAAGCGUAUCUAAUAAAACCUAAACCAAAGUAAUAUUCUCACUCACUUUUGAAAAUGCAGUGUUGUGUUUUUGCAGACCUGAAUAUACCUUUAAUGCCUCUCCUUGGUUUGUGAUGGAUCUUUUUGGCAUCAUCCACAACUUCCUGAUGCAAUAAACUAAUUUAAAGAACAA